AUGAUGCAGCACCAGCAACGAGACGAACAAGACAGAGGAAGACAAAGGACCGUUGCGAUCAGUGUAAGUUUCCUUGUUGUGGUUGCAGCUAUUGUUGUAUCACUGGUGGCCCUAGUCGGAAAUGGAGUGGAGAGGAAAAUCACCAGUAGUCCGGUUGGAUCGCAAAAUGUGACAGAAGAACAGGCUGGCUUUGCGGUGGUGCUGGUCCCAACGAGUUCUCCGACGGGUCUUCUUCGCACUCCGUCAUCGUCACAGAAUAGUGUCUCCAGCUUUUCACCAUCCCUGGAAACCAUUUCAAAUCCAAUAGAAAAGCCUGAAGCCUCAGCUGAGCCAUCAAGAGCACCAGCUGCAAAGCUGAUACCCCCGGCAACACGAGAACCUUCUAACGUUCCGACCACAAUAGCAACUCCAAUCCCAAGUAAAAAUUCCACACCUGUUCCAACGCCAGAACCUACACCGAGACCUGUAGUGGUACUUCCAGGGCCCACACCAAAGCCUACUCUACGAGUCACAUCAAAGCCUACGCUUGCUCCCACUGCUACUCCGACACUUAGAGCUACUCCGGAACCAACACCAGAACCCACUCCAGCCCCUACACACUAUCCUACUAAAGGUCCUACUCGAGGACCAACGCCUAGCCCUACUACUCCGGAACCAACACCAGAACCCACUCCAGCCCCUACACACUAUCCUACUAAAGGUCCUACUCGAGGACCAACGCCUAGCCCUACUCAAAGAUCAACUCCUUGGCCGACAGCAAAUCUAACUUCAAAGCCAACUCCGACACCCACUCAACGUCCUUCUCCACGUCCAACACCGGCUGCACCUGUUCAAGCACCAGUGCGAAAUCCGGAUUCCGACAGUGCUCCUUGCGAGUGGGAGGAAUUCAAGGAUGGACAAUGCCGAAUGUUGUAUGGGGGCACUGUGGAGACAUUUACAGAUCAUGUUGAUUACUAG
This is a messenger RNA of Cylindrotheca closterium, 957 nucleotides long. Lineage: Eukaryota; Bacillariophyta; Bacillariophyceae; Bacillariales; Bacillariaceae. The record is from the annotation of a GenBank genome assembly.